Messenger RNA from Fukomys damarensis (Damara mole-rat), 954 nucleotides. Its product is annotated as olfactory receptor 52N5. Gene Ontology annotation, cellular component: membrane. The record is from RefSeq and is a predicted model, not a curated record. The coding region runs from base 1 to 954 and encodes 317 amino acids. Gene Ontology annotation, biological process: G protein-coupled receptor signaling pathway. Lineage: Eukaryota; Metazoa; Chordata; Mammalia; Rodentia; Bathyergidae. Gene Ontology annotation, molecular function: G protein-coupled receptor activity; olfactory receptor activity. The transcript has a single exon.
AUGCUGAUUUCCAACAGUUCAUAUGUGCCUCCUCAGUCUUUCAUCCUUAAUGGAAUUCCCGGUCUCGAAGCAGUGCAUGUAUGGAUCUCACUUCCACUCUGCACAAUGUAUGUUAUCUCCCUUGUGGGCAAUCUCGGCCUUGUGUACCUCAUUUACUAUGAGGAGUCUUUACAUCGCCCAAUGUAUUUCUUCCUGGUCAUGCUGUCGCUCAUUGACCUAUUUACCUGCACAACCACUCUGCCCAAUGCACUCUGCAUUUUCUGGCUCAAUCUCAAGGAAAUUAAAUUCAAUGCUUGUUUAGUGCAGAUGUUCUUUGUCCAUGGUUUCACAGGUGUGGAGUCUGGGGUGCUCAUGCUCAUGGCUCUGGACCGCUAUGUGGCCAUCUGCUACCCACUGCGUUAUGCUACUAUACUCACUAACCCUAUCAUUGCCAAAGCUGGGCUUGCCACCUUCCUGAGAGGUGUGCUGCUGAUGAUUCCUUUUCCAUUCUUGGUCAAGCGUUUGCCCUUCUGCAAAAGCAAUAUCAUCACCCAUACAUACUGUGACCACAUGUCUGUGGUGAAGUUGUCCUGUGCUAGCAUCAAGGUCAAUGUCAUCUAUGGGCUGAUGGUUGCGCUUCUGAUUGGAGUGUUUGACAUUUGCUGUAUAUCCGUGUCUUAUACUAUGAUCCUGCGGGCAGUGGUCAGCCUCUCAUCAUCAGAUGCUCGGCAGAAGGCCUUCAGCACCUGCACUGCUCAUAUAUCUGCCAUCAUCAUCACCUACAUCCCAGCAUUCUUUACUUUUUUUACCCACCGUUUUGGGGGUCACACCAUCCCUUCUUCUCUUCAUAUCAUUGUCGCUAAUCUUUACCUUCUUCUUCCACCAACUCUUAACCCUAUUGUUUAUGGGGUAAAGACAAAACAGAUCCGAGACAGUGUCAUAAAGUUCUUUCAGGGUAAAAAAGGCAGGAAUUGA